AUGAAACAGGCAGCUGCAAAGUCAUUCCUGAGGAGGCUUUGUCCGAACAUUAAUAAAGAAGAUGGAUUGGAGACUGUUCUUGAAAUACCUAUACCCGAAGAAAUGUUCGCAGCCAUGGGAACCAACGUGACAUUGCGGUGGCAGAACAUGUUAACAUGGAUGAAGGGUCAAACCGAGGACAAAUUAUCAUCCCCUACAGUUGCAGCACGCUUGAAUGAGCUUCGAUUUCUGCUUUACCUUGUUGGAUCUCCUCUUAUCCCUCUUCAGGUUCAAUUAGGCCAUUCCGUCCACCGUCCAGUCAGAGAUUGUUCUAUUGAAGCAUCAACGGCCAAAUAUAUAGUGCAACAAUAUAUAGCGGCAACAGGAGGACAACCAGCUUUGAAUGCAGUGGAUAGUAUGUGUGUAAUGGGGCAGAUCAAGAUUAGUGCGUCAGAUUUUCACCAAACCAGUGAAAGCAUUGAAGUGAAGAAAACCUCUGAAGAGAUUGGAGGGUUCGUUUUAUGGCAAAAGGAUCCAGAUUUGUGGUGUUUAGAGCUGCUUGUGUCCGGUUGCAAGGUUUGUUGCGGUAGCAAUGGCAAGAUCUCAUGGCGUCAUUCCUCUAACCAACAAACCCCCAUUUCAAGAGGUGCUCCAAGACCUCUUCGUCGUUUCCUUCAGGGAUUGGAUCCGAGGGCCACAGCUAAUUUAUUUUCGGAUGCCGCAUGCAUAGGAGAGAAAAUAAUCAAUGAUGAGGAAUGCUUCAUACUGAAGUUGGAAACAAGCCCAGCAAUUCGUGAGGCACAAAGCGGUUCAAACUUUGAGAUCAUUCACCACACUAUAUGGGGCUAUUUCAGCCAGAGAUCUGGUCUCUUAGUUCAAUUCGAAGACUCUAGAUUACUUACAAUGAGAACCAAAGAUGAUGAUGACAUUUUCUGGGAAACAAGUCUAGAGUCAGUAAUUGAGGAUUAUAAGUACGUGGAUGGGAUAAAUGUGUCACAUAGUGGCAGCACUCGAGUCACAGUUUCCAGAUAUGGUGAGCAAUCGGCUAACCACAAAAGAGAACUCGAAGAGAGGUGGAAGAUCGAAGAAGUUGAUUUUAAUAUAUGGGGUUUGACUGCUGAAAGCUUUUUGCCUCCCUCAAACUUAGGAAAGACACAAAAUAGUUUGGAAUAG
Messenger RNA from Gastrolobium bilobum, 1152 nucleotides. RefSeq lists its product as uncharacterized. The record is from RefSeq and is a predicted model, not a curated record. NCBI's taxonomy places the organism in Eukaryota, Viridiplantae, Streptophyta, Magnoliopsida, Fabales, Fabaceae. The transcript has 3 exons. Bases 1 to 1152 code for a protein of 383 amino acids.